AUGCUGAGCCUGAGCAGCCCAGGACAGAACGAGGAAUGCAUGUCCAGUGGCGAACAAUAUACCGACCAGGAGCAGACUGGACGCCGACAACCCUGCUGCUCCAUCACCUGGCCUGACGGAUCUGUUGGAACCGGAGAGCGUACACCGCCGACGGACACGGUCAGCGAGACCGGCACACCCGCCAGCAGUUCCGUCGAGGUGCCCGCCCCAGACGACCCGCUAGCCCAUCCAUGGCCGGAGUCCCCGCGUUCCUCAACGCCGGCAGCAGCGCCCUGUCCUCCCACCAGUGGGGAGACCCAGCCCCGUCGACGACGAACAUGGAACAUCAAGACCGAGCCCGACGGCGUGCCGCUGGAGAUGCCCACGGAGGAAGACUUUGCGCGUCCCGGCGGCCAGAGUCUGGACCGACGUCUCUUCAACCGGGCACGCCAUAAGACGAUAAACCUGUUCUUGAUCCGCGAGAGCCCAGAGCCCGUGACGGCUCCGCCGCCAAAGGUCCCGGACCGGCUAGACUGGUACCGGUACCCUGCCAAGCGGCCGCGGUGGUGGGAGCCGUCGUCCGAGCAGGCCGGGGAGUCGAACGAGGAGCGCCACGUCAAGAGGCGCCGCGAGGCCGUGGACCUGAGCAAGCUGCCCGUGGAGCUGAGAAUGCUCAUCUUUCGCGAGCUGCUCGCAUCAUCCACCGGGCCCAUCCUACCUCCGCGGCCGGCGGAGGAGGCUGUGCCGGCACAGCGGGCAGACGCCCUCCCGAACCUCCACGUCGCCCUCCUGCCACCGUCGACGUCGACGCCCUCACGGCGGGGGGACCAGAGCGACGCCGACAACGACUAUGCCCAGGGUGGCGGCCGUAAUACUAUCCCCGCUACUGCCACGCGGCAGCGGCCAUCGACGGGCGGCGAACCCAACAUCGUACGGGAGCGCAACACGAGUCGCGUGGAAGAGUACGCCCCGCUGAUAAGGCACGCCAUCGUCGACGCCGACUUCAUCCGCGUAGACGACUGCUCCAUGCAGACAAUGGCCGACGUCAUAACCAGCUUCAUCCCCCGGACCACACCCUUAAAGGAAGUGGACGCUCUCCUCGUGGACCCGCAGAGGCGCGGGAGGACCAGCGACGCCAACAGGCGGAUCGGGCCCGAGCUGUACACCCUGGACGAGGACGAAGAUCAAGAAGAUGGCCAGGUGCAGAAUAACACCUUCGGGUGCACCUUUGAAACAUUCUUCGGGAAGGACCAGUGCCCUGUCCUCGAUGUCGUGCGCCACCUGCUCUCACAGUUCCUCUUCAUCCAGAUCACGCCGCAGCAGAUCGGCGGCCACGACGGGACCACCGAGAUCCCGGUCAUUAACCCCACACUGGAUGAACCCUGGCACCUUGACCUCAGGCCUUGGAGACUGUGCGUGCGUCGUGACGGCAGGCAGGAGCUGAGACACGGUGGGGGCGAGGAGCACAAUGCUUUCUGGCGGGACGACAAGAUCAUGGCCAAGGGGCGCAUCGUGCGCGCGGUCGUGUGUCGGGAGGAAUUCAGGCGUCUGCAGGACGAGGUUCAGAAGUGUUGUCGUCGGUACGUGGAUGCCUUGAACAGGACGUAG
Geosmithia morbida is the source of this 1587-nucleotide messenger RNA. RefSeq lists its product as uncharacterized. Bases 1 to 1587 code for a protein of 528 amino acids. The record is from RefSeq and is a predicted model, not a curated record. Lineage: Eukaryota; Fungi; Ascomycota; Sordariomycetes; Hypocreales; Bionectriaceae. The transcript has 5 exons.